AAAUACAGGAACAGUGCAAAUAGAGGUUGUAUUUGUUAGUGUGGACUUCUGGAAUGGAAACAAGCAAAGCAUUUCAGUGUAUGAUUAGUAAAUACUAUGUUUAUUUAAAAAAAUAAAAAUAAACAUUUUUUUUUAAAUGCAUGGGUUUGCUCCAUGCGCAGCUACCAAGAAAUUUAAGCGGCUGCAGGGCCUGCAAGGACGUGUUGUUUGCGUUCAACAUGUGAAAUCGUUGCAGACAUCGAGGCCUAUGACUGGUUUCCAUGAACUAGGUUUCCUCUGCACAACAGCAACAGCUGCAUGGCUCUUUGUUAAAAGCGUUAACAGUCAAAACAACAAGAAAACCAGUUUUAAACAAAAACCUUUGCCCAAACUGCACAUGUUUUAACUAUUUAUUGCACAUUUAUGUGGAAUGCAAAAGAUAGAAGCCUUACUGCACUUUUUGAGAGCAAAAAGGCAACCGGUAUGAUGAAAACAGAGUUGGCGUACAUUUAUUUAUUUGCAGGGUGGUUUUGCAUGAAACAGCAAAAAUCCUAAUUCAAAGUACCUAACAAAACCAAACAGCUGUAAGGAAACACCUCAGCCAAAUAAGAAAAUGCUACCACAUAUUUACCAGUUUAUAGCUUAAAAGGCGGUAAAGUGAAAUAAGGGUUUCAUUUGCGAUCCCUUAACCAUACAGGAAAGUGGCUGGUUAAGGGAUUGACUCAAGUUGCAAAAAUCUUGCAUCUCGAGUAAAAAAUAAAAAAAGCUUAUAAUUUCAUAAACUGGUGAAAUAGUAAUUUUUGCUGCAUACCAUUAAACGCGGGCAUCUUAACAAAACAAAAAAAAAAACAUGAUAUCGCAGUUAAUUUUCACUUUUCCUAUAACAAAGCGGACAGUAGUGACCACGAUGGAUGCUUGCCUGCCAAAAAUGAAUAUAUAAAAGAAUGAUUGCAUCAAAGUGACUAUUUUUACCUGUUUUUCGGGAACAAAAAUCUUGUAAAAUUUCCCGAGCUUUACUAUCUGUCCUAGACUCGUCUCUUUUUUUAAUAAACAAUAUUUUUUAUAAUGUUUUUCGGUCUUUUUCAGGGAUAAUACGACUUUUAGGGGGGCUUGGUCGAAUAAUAUGUAAUAUAUUGUAAUGCACAAAAGGCCUCCCCAUUCUAAUUCAGAGGCUGCAAUGGUGUCAUUUCCUCCAGACGCCCCUGGUUUUUUGCUGGGGAGGUUAGAGGCCAAGCCCAGGCGGUAGCGGCCUGUCUGUGGAACCAUUGUCUGCUGCUUAUUUAGCGCUCAACAUUAAUCUGCGCUUCCCCUCACAAGUGAGAAACAAUCGCAGCGUGAGAGUGGCCUGUCUAAUUACACCUUUCACUCUCAACUUGCCACUGUUUGGACUAGACGCACAGAAGCGGUGGGUCUUGGUCAGGUAAUCAAAAUCCAAAUGUUUAGGCUCGGAAAUAAGAUAUGCAUUUUUAACUUCACAAUGAAGCUAUUGCUCUAAUAUUCUUUAAAAAACUAAAUACUGGACACGUAUAAGUUAGGGAUUUGACCAGAAUAAGCUAAAAAAAAAUACAAUUGCAAAAAACAAUACCUGUACUCUUUAUAAACAAAGCAGCAAUCAAAAAGGCGAAAGCAUAAAAUGCGGGGUUUUUUCUGCAAAGCUAGCCAAAUGUAACGAGAGUAGUUUCAUAUGCCAAAAUUUCAAAUAGAAACAGCUAAUAUUAGAAAAAAAAACCAUUCAAGCAAUAAUAAAACAAUGCUAUAAGAUCACAUCCAUCAAAGUAAGCACAAAACAUGUCAAGCGCAAGGUAGCAUUUUAGAAAAUAUACACGUUCCCCAAAUCAAAUUUGCAAACAAAAAUAAAAGUGGAAAAGAUGUGGAAAAACACAACGCACGCAUUUUGAUAGUAAAGAAUCAACUCAGUCACUCUCACCGCCGCACUUUCGGCAGAUUCCUCCUUAUUGACGCAAACAGUCCCGGCUCCAAAAUGCCAGAUGAGCACCGUCCGCCCUCACUGAUUGGGGGAGAAAAGCACAGAAAACUCGGCUUUGGAGGUGGUCAGCAAAGUUACUCAAAGUUUUGUCUUUGGCGCGACUCCGGAUCCCGAGCGGCGCGCACAAAACAGUUUGUUUGCAUCACUGAUUUCUUUUAAAGGGAUAUGGACCCUGUUCUGGGGCGACCGCAGGCGUCACGGCAGGAGAAAGCAAUCACAUUUAAAAUACUAAAAGCAUAUCAGUGUUGGCUCUUCUGGUCAUCGUGCUGUAAUUAUCACGCUUUUUUAGUUGCAUAUUAUGAGAUGAAGUGACGCUAUUUUGCAGGAAACAAACACACAAAGAAAAGUCGUUAAGUUCAAUGAUCUAGUAAAUGUUAAUAUAAGUGAUACGAUGGUUUAGAAAUCCAAUAUUGUUUUACUUCAUCUCCAAAUGUUGAUUUUUACGCAUAAUCCACACCAGCUGACUUUAUGUGAAGCGGUUUUGUUUAAACUAUAAACAUCUUAAAUUUAUCACAACUGUUACAAGUGGGCCUAAAUUCAACAAACAGCACCUCACUUCUACGUGAUACACCAGCAUAUGUUGCAUUCCCCCCCCCUAAAUAGGUCAGGUGCAGAAUUAGUUUUGAUUUAGGCAGAUUUUCAACUGUUAAUCAGCUGAUGAGUAUUUCUACUUUUCAUCUACAAAAGUCACCAUAAUUAAACUUCGCAUCAUUCAUGUAUGUUCUGGGGCAUAUUAAACAAAUGAAAAUCUAUUUUCCUUGUGUGUUAUUGAGAUUGUUAAACCCCGGGGAUCCUCGUGGCUGAACAUGUCAACCCUACCGUUGUUUCUGUUUUUCUACUCACAAUGCACAUUUUCUCAAAGUUCUGAAAAAAUAAAGUACAACAUGUCAUGAAAUACUGGGUGUAUCUGUGUGCAUGCACCGGAUUCAAAUUAGGCUUUCCUCCUCGUACAUGUUCAGGGCUCUUCCCCUUUUACUAGGGCGAGGAGGGGGGCGUUUGUAGACUGCUCCGUAGUCUGUGUCAUGUGGCCCAGUUUCUGCCGUUCUAUUGGUCAGAGGCACGUGUCUGGGAGGAGGGUGGGAGAACGUCACUCGGGGGGCUCGCAUUGAAAAUAAGAACAAAACUCCAGAGUGAGAGUAUUAGAGCAUCAGUUUAGGAGCCUCUUUAUUUACCCUUAGUUUAGUUUAGGUGUAGGCAUUCCCGAGGACGCACAAAUCGGAUGGUGGUAUAAAUUUGGAUGGUGCGCAAAUGGCAAGCGCUUUAGCUCUAAGAUAUCACUUGUAACCCGAUUUUAAGGGAAUAUAUGAGACAAAUUAUGCUUUUCUCAAAGGACACUACGGCAAGGCUUUGCGUGGUGUCCAAGGCACUCACUGGUAUCUGAGUUGUUUUAUUUAUUUAUUUUACCCGUGCAGUUUUUUUGGGGGGGUGGGGGUAAUUUCCCUCAAAGUUCUUCGCAAAAUUUCUUGCUGCGGAGGGAGCGACAAAGGGGUUAAAGAGCAUAAAGUGGGGGAAAGUGAAUCAGUAUGGAAGAAAAUGAUCACGGCAACAGAGAUGCGGUGGAGCGACAGGAGUCCGCGGAUGAAUCCAAUAGAGCCAUCCUCCCCCUGCUACAGGCGCCGGGGAACCUGCAAAUCCCGCACCGGGUCACCAAUUUUUUCAUCGACAACAUCCUCCGGCCGGACUUCGGACGCAAGAAGGACGUGGGCGCUCACCGCGAUGAGAGCAGCCCAGCGUCGCGGGAGAGCCGCGGCAGCCCCGCCGCCCCUCAGACUGAGCCGGUGGGCAGCACUGUGCCAGCGGAGGGGACCUCCACUCCACACACAGUCACCGGGCCCAAGAAGCCCGCGAAAGCCGCAGAGGAGUCCCUGAAACCGAGCGGGGAGAGCGGAGACCAGUGCCUAAGCUCAGACUCAGACAGUUCCCAAGCCAGUUCCAACCCAUCCAUGUCGCAGCCCAUGUUGUGGCCAGCCUGGGUCUACUGCACCAGAUACUCGGACAGGCCUUCUUCAGGGCCAAGAUCUCGCAAACCAAAGAAGAAAUCGACCAGCAAAGAGGACAAGCGACCACGGACGGCCUUCACAGCAGAGCAGCUGCAGAGACUAAAGUCGGAGUUCCAGACCAACCGGUACCUGACGGAGCAGAGGCGGCAGAAUCUGGCGCAGGAGCUGGGUCUGAACGAAUCCCAGAUCAAGAUCUGGUUCCAGAACAAAAGGGCCAAGAUCAAGAAGGCCAGCGGCACCAAGAACAGUCUGGCCUUGCACCUGAUGGCGCAGGGACUCUACAAUCACGCCACCGUCACGUCGAAAGACGAGAAAUCAGACAGCGAUUGAUUCCCAGAGAAGUAAACAGCAGCCUCCUGACGAAAAAGAACCUAUAGUAAUCCUAUGAUAGAUUUAUAUAGAGAUUAAAACUCUACUUACAGGAAUAUUUAAUGUUACCACUGCAGAUACUUUAACUAUCACUCACCAUGGAUGUACACAAUGGCUCCAAGAAACCAUAACAAAUGAAUAGAUUCCCUACACGAAUUUCUAACCCAACCAUAGGCCUCUAUAGGUUCCUAUGGGAAUAUUAUAGUGAUUUUUUCGUUAUAUGGGAGGUAUAAUCAAGCCUACAAUGCAAUAAUAUGAUCGAAUAAAGGGCCAGUGUAUAGCCUUUACCAGCAUAAAUUGUUUAAAAAAAACAGAGAGAUAUUUCUGCAAUAUCACGUCUAUAAAAGAUGUAUAAAGGUACGUUUCCAUUGUUUUUGUCGUCCCCGCCCCCUUCCCGGGGCUACAAAUGCUUACACUCUCCAUUUUUAUAAGCCGUAUAAGGAUUACUGCUAUCCAUGAUUGUCAUCGUGUUACAUUUUAACUAACUGGCACUUGACGUUUUUACUUGUCAGUAAAGUGGGAAAUUAAUAAAAAGAAAAAGAAAAAAAAA
This is a messenger RNA of Poecilia latipinna (sailfin molly), 4885 nucleotides long. RefSeq names its product engrailed homeobox 2a (gene en2a). The record is from RefSeq and is a predicted model, not a curated record. Gene Ontology annotation, cellular component: nucleus. Gene Ontology annotation, biological process: neuron differentiation; regulation of transcription by RNA polymerase II; multicellular organism development. Bases 3490 to 4296 code for a protein of 268 amino acids. NCBI's taxonomy places the organism in Eukaryota, Metazoa, Chordata, Actinopteri, Cyprinodontiformes, Poeciliidae. Gene Ontology annotation, molecular function: DNA-binding transcription factor activity, RNA polymerase II-specific; RNA polymerase II cis-regulatory region sequence-specific DNA binding. The transcript has 2 exons.